Molecule: messenger RNA, 1182 nt
Organism: Solanum verrucosum
Lineage: Eukaryota; Viridiplantae; Streptophyta; Magnoliopsida; Solanales; Solanaceae
Exons: 3
Coding region: 1-1182 (393 amino acids)
Source: RefSeq, a predicted model, not a curated record
AUGGGUAGUAACACAAAAGUCAAAUGUAUCUUUUGUAAUGAGACAUACAAUGGCGGAAUAUUUCGUCACAAAAGGCAUCUUUUCGGUGGCUAUAGAGAUGUAAAAGUAUGUCCGAAUGUCCCGGAUAAAGUGAAGGAAGAGAUAAAAGAAUAUUUGUUGAAGAAAUAUGAGUUUAAAACUCAAAUGAACCAUGAAGCAUCCAUGGUUAAUCUUUUUGAUAAUGAUGAAAUGGAUGAUGAUGAAAUUGAAGUGAAUAUGCCAAUGGGGCCUACCUCAAAGCAUCAAAGGAUGCCUUCAAGUAGUGGGAGUGGAUCUUCCAUCAAUAGCACUAUCAAGGGUCCUAUGAAUCUCUAUUUUUCGCAAAAACCAAACGAAAAGAGAAAAGGUGGACCUAUUGACUUAGAAUCUUCUAGAAAGAAUUUGAGGGAUUGUGUUGUAUCUGCUUUUGCUAGGUGGAUGUAUGAUCCAGGGCUUCCUUUCAAUUGUGUUAAUUACACCGAGAGUUUUGGUGAAUUCAUUGAGGCAGUCGGCCAAUAUGGCCCUGGAAUGAAGCCCCCCACCUAUCAUGAGACUAUCACGAAGAUAGGUGAGGAAAAUGUGGUACAAGUUGUGACUGAUAAUGCAAGUGAGAACAAAAAAGCGGGUAACAUGUUGAAGGGAGUGUUCCCACAUAUUUUCUGGACUCCUUGUGCUGCUCACUGUAUCAACUUGAUGUUUGGUGACAUUUUCAAAGAAGCCCUAUAUUCUACAGUUUUCGUUAAGAUACAUGCUUAUAUCAAUCAAAGGGCACUGUUGUUGAAUAUGAUGAGGAGAUACACAAAGCAAAGAAAUUUGGUAAAACCCGCCAAGACAAGAUUCGCAACAGUUUUUUUGACUUUGUAUAGUUUUUAUAAGCAAAAGAAAAAUUUGAGAACUUUGUUUAUGUCAACUGAAUGGAAUGAGAGUAUCUAUUCAAAGGAAACUCUUGGUAAAGAAGUUGUGAGACACAUCAUUAGUCCAUAUUUUUGGAAUGACGUUGUUCAAGCACUCAGAGUUGGUGGUCCUUUAAUUCAUGUACUUCGUAUGGUGGAUGGGGAGAAAAAACCACCAAUGGGUUACAUUUAUGAAGCCAUGGACAGGGCCAAAGAAAGUAUUGAAAAGGCAUUCAAUUAUGAUACAAGGAAAUAUAAGAGUGUUUUUUAA